Pochonia chlamydosporia 170 is the source of this 720-nucleotide messenger RNA. Its product is annotated as protein-L-isoaspartate O-methyltransferase. The coding region runs from base 1 to 720 and encodes 239 amino acids. NCBI's taxonomy places the organism in Eukaryota, Fungi, Ascomycota, Sordariomycetes, Hypocreales, Clavicipitaceae. The record is from RefSeq and is a predicted model, not a curated record. Gene Ontology annotation, cellular component: cytoplasm. Gene Ontology annotation, biological process: protein modification process. The transcript is spliced from 3 exons. Gene Ontology annotation, molecular function: protein-L-isoaspartate (D-aspartate) O-methyltransferase activity.
AUGGCGUGGCGAUGUUCUGGAGGCUCAAAUGAGCAGCUGGUUGAGAAUAUGUGGCGGUCCGGUCUUAUUACCGAUCCGCGCGCAAAGGAAGCUUUUCUCAAGGUCGACAGAGCUCACUAUGCUCCUCACUCUCCAUACGAAGACUCUCCACAGUACAUUGGCCAUGAGGCUACCAUCUCUGCACCGCACAUGCACGCCAUGGCGAUUGAGAAUGUAAUGCCUUACCUGAAACCGUCUGCAACGUCUCCUGCGCCUCGUGUCCUUGAUAUUGGCUCCGGGUCUGGGUACUUGACACACCUUCUCGCUGAACUAGUUGGUGAAAAGGGUCUUGUGAUAGGACUGGAGCAUAUCCCCGCUCUACGCCAAAUUGGUGAGGAUAACAUGCGGAAAAGCACAGAGGGGAUGAAGUUAUUAGAUACUGGAAAGGUGCAGUUCAGACUUGGCGAUGGCAGGUUAGGCCUGAAGGAGCCUGCAAGGGCUGGGGAGGAGGACCACGGCACAGAUUGGGAUGUUAUACACGUUGGUGCGUCUGCAAAGGAGUUGCAUAAGACGUUGCUGGAUCAGUUGAAGGCGCCGGGGUGCAUGUUUAUCCCAGUGGACGACGACGAGAGCGGAGUCAUGCAGUCUGUUUGGCGGAUCUCAAAGGACCAGGGCGGCAAGGUCACCAAGAAGAAUAUUUGUGGUGUUCGCUACGUCAAACUGACCGAUCCACCAAUCUAA